GAAAAGAGUGACAGUUGAAGCAAUCGACAAAAUCGAGAAUGGCAAUAUCAGGGGAUUUGAGGGUCGCUGCCACUCUGGCCUCUUAUCAUCAACAUCCUCUUCGAAGCUCAUUACCUUCUUCAAAGGUAGAUUUUACUGGUUUCCUGAAUGGAGGAUCAAGUGUUUCUGAAAUUUCACCCAAAUGGAAUGGCAUAGUUCUUCGUAAUCGUAGCAUGUGCCAAUCUAAACGAUUUUCUGGUACAUCGGGAGACUACAAACUGUCUUCAGGUUCCAUUAACCAAGAAAUUGAGAGCUUCCUCCUGGAUGCCAUCAAUAUGAGCUUCUUUGAACGUCUAAACUUGGCUUGGAAGAUAGUCUUCCCAUCUCCAAUGACGAGAAGGAGCUCUAACGCAAGGAUUGCCAAGCAGCGCUUGAAGAUGAUUCUCUUCUCUGACCGAUGUGCAGUUAGUGAUGAGGCGAAAAGGAAGAUUGUGAGCAACAUUGUGCAUGCUCUGUCAGACUUUGUGGUGAUAGAAUCACAGGAUAAAGUUCAGCUGAGUGUGUCUACUGAUACAGAUCUUGGUACCAUUUACUCUGUUACUGUGCCCGUGCGGCGUGUGAAGCCAGAAUAUCUAGAUGUUUAUGAUAAUGGAACAAUAGCAAACGUUGAGUAUAAGGAUACCGGAGAAAUUUCUGGUUCUGUAGAUGUCAAGUUUGAUUUCUUCGUCCCAGAUGAAUGAUCAUUUGGUUUUUGAACUCUUAAGGACAAAAGCAAUGUGUUUGCCUAGUUUUAGAAGUUUGUUUUGUUAGAUGUUUGAAUGUUCAGCUGGUGCAGUGACUGCACAAUUCUGUAUAUAAAUGAAAUUUCAUGUAAGGUAAUUGGAAAUUUUGCUCUGUUUUAAUCUCUAAUAUGAUUGAAUGUUUUUGUU
This is a messenger RNA of Pistacia vera, 908 nucleotides long. RefSeq names its product cell division topological specificity factor homolog, chloroplastic-like. The coding region runs from base 39 to 719 and encodes 226 amino acids. Lineage: Eukaryota; Viridiplantae; Streptophyta; Magnoliopsida; Sapindales; Anacardiaceae. The record is from RefSeq and is a predicted model, not a curated record. The transcript is spliced from 2 exons. Gene Ontology annotation, biological process: cell division; regulation of division septum assembly; chloroplast fission.